UUCAAUGGGAAUAGCGGAGAGAUCAUCGUCUCUCUCGAUCACAAAGCAGCUGAAAGACAAGCUGAAGGUCAAAGGAGACAGGCAGCUGCCAAAGUUCAGAUUUCAUUGCAUUGCAUGCUCCCGGCGUAGCUGUUGCCGCUCCUGCAACGAUGUGUGCCUCCGAAACUACGCACUAAAAGCUUCCUUUACAAUGUUUUGAUUCAAACGGCCACCACCGCAACGUUUGGCUCAAGAGUUGGUUUCUUCACCUAGAUUGUCCUGUUCGGUGUCAUUCUCUUGCUUGAAGUGUGCUUCUAUGAAUUUUACCUGCCACUAGUAUGUUUUGGUGCCAUAGAAUGUGCUCGAUUCUUGCAUCAUAUUCAUGUUGGAACGUGAAUUUAUCGUCCUAAUGGUCCUGUCAGGCUUUUGAACAAAGAAAUGUACAUAUUGUUUUGGAUAUUUGUCGGCUGAGCGGCGGGGGCGCUCCUCUCAUGCGUACUUCUCGAGCACCUUGUGAGUCCCUUCAGGAAGGUCUGAAGAAUUUGCAGCUUGUUGGAAUUGUCCAAGUUCAGUAGCAGCUUCGUAGAUGUGCUUACGUAAGGCAUUCUUCUGUCUUUUCUACACUCACUUCUCUGCUAAUUUAAUCGCUUCCAAUACAUCUGGUAUGUAUGAAACGUUUGAGAAGCCUUGGGACUCAUGAGCAGUACAUGUAUCGUCCAUCUAUAAUUCUUGACUUGUUUCGAGAACACUCCACUAAGUUCCUGUACUUCGAAACCGACUCUCAGGUCAAUUCGCUUGUGGCACACUCCAAACGACCGGCCCAAGGAAUGUUACUCGUUCACGCCAUCGUCAAAAAUGUCAAUUAGGUGUCUCGGUCAGUGCUACUGUGGUUACCAUCUGUGUUGGUUGCCAUCUGUGUUGAUGUAUUGAAACUUAACAAAAUAUAUCUUUCUUUCUUCGAUGCGUUCAUUAACGAAGUUAGAAAAGAGUAUUUACUGUUAAUUCAGACUUCAUGGUUUGCGACAAGUAGGUUAUUCUUCGCCUAAUAUACUGCAUUAUCAUCUAUUCAGAGUAACAAUUGACAUGUGUAGCUGUAACUGAACGGAUACGUUGAGACAUCUGGUCUCUGAGAACUUACAUGGCCUAGAGGACGCUCAAGUGGAGCCAUCGGACGCCAAGGAUCGUGUUGAAAGUGAUCCACAGUUGCAGCCAUUUGGAGGCUGAGGCUGCAGGUAAAGUGUCACAGAAGUAGAAGUGGGGGUGCAUUGCCGAUCGGUAAGCCACAUCGAUAACUUACCAGUUGCAAAGGAGUCGCCGUCGACUAAAGCCGAAAUUCACAUUCAAAAACACAGAUGACCGCACAGAUGUAGUCUUUCUUGGUCACCAGCUUUGGCAGCCAGCCCCAAUUUCACAACAGCGUUUAUGCCGCCGAAGAUUGUGUAUGAAGAUGGGCAGGUUGGGUCCCACUAUUUCUGUUCGAAAUUAACAGCGGGAGGCUCCGAAAUUACGUGUUUCCAUGUUCAUGUACGGCGUUAUGAGCCACGCUUGAUUUGUGAGGAGCGCGGUGAGCAGGUGAAGCUUAUAAUGUUGGGUUUAGAUUGUGGAAGCAUGAAAUGGUUUCUCAGGGUGCAGUUCUUCUGUUUCUGUUCUUAAGGAAUGUGUCGGACAUUGUAGGCAGAAUUCAUUCGUGCUGCUGGCCAUGAACUGUAACUGUCAGGUGACGUCCAAAUUGUCCCCAUCUGCCGUGGAUAAAAUAUUUUUGUAGAUCCGUAGUACGAUUGUUGAGCUCAUCUGAGCUCUUCGAAGACGUCGUUAGAUGAUCAAGAAGACCUUGUGUUGAAAAUUGCAAACAUUUUAAAAGUUUUUGCAGCGGUUUGGGUAGUUUGCUGAUAGACAUCUGCAGGAAGAACUUACAUCAGCGGCUACAAUUUCGUCCCAAGGAAGAAGAUUUUCUCAAGUUUCUCUUUCUUCUAUCAAUCUGAAGUUUGUCAGCAUUCCAAGUAGGAUCUAGAUUGACAAAUGGACCGCAGUGACUGUAGGUAGAGUCAUUUUUCUCUGGCGGUCAUUUGGGAUCAAGUGCUGUAGCUCAUGUCCUUUACCGUCUGUAGUAUUCAGAGUUCUACUUUGUGACAUCACGAAGUAUUUCCCAGGUAUAGCUUUCCGCACGGUGACAUGGCUGGCUCUUCCCACCUUCUCCUCGGAGAUGAAUGUGGGAGAUGGGUAGAAAUUUUGUAAUUAGAUACUUGUCAAUCUUCCUUCUUGUCGGUUUAGAGGCAUUGAGUGCAAUGGAAGCUCAAAUGAUGUCGUUUCAGUGGGAAUCUGUUUAUCAAGAGGGAAGAGUUCUUCAGGGAACCCAUGCCCGGCCUCCUCUUAUAAGUCCAGCGCCUCCUAAGCAUUCAAGAACGAAUGUCACCCUGGUGACUGGCAUAGUUGUUCUUAUGGUAAUGGCAGUUUGUGCCAUUCUUUGCUGCUGCUAUCAGUGGGAGGGACAAAUGCGACUUCAAUCCCAGGCCCAUAGUACCGGACAUUCUGAGCUCCUUGACGACACGCGAUCAUCAUCACCACCGAUUUCUUUUCAUCAUUCUGUGGAUGCUAUCAACACUCGUGAUCCUCCAAGAGCUGCAUCUAUCUCGGUGAUAAUGCCCGGAGACGACAUUCCUCGAUUCGUCGCCUGGGUUGUCCCUCGAGGGAGUCCUAUUGCUUCCACUAUGCCCGAAUCACGUAACCAGCAACAAGCACCGGAUCCAUAUUCGGGAAAACUCGCUCACACUUCCGUUGUACCUGUACACGCGUCCGUCGGUGUUGAUAGAGUGUAGCUCUAUGUGGCUAUUCUCGACAGCAGCUUUGGCUUGAAUCGGUGCAGCAAUCAAUACAAACAAGGACUGUGGCCACUCUCAAGACGCUAUAAUACAAUGUUUCCGCUAAGUGAUGAAGCAGAUACUGUGCACAAAACCAAAGUACAUCGUAAAACUAUCGUAGCUGUCCUGAGAGAGGAUAUUUACUACGAUUCAAAUCAUUGGAUGUUUCACACGUUGAGUGUAACCUAAUCCCUGGUUACCGCCCCUUGAAAUGGUUGAAGUCUGGAACCGUCAAUCCUGAACCGAUCUCAAUAUCCAGCUACUUAAUAUCCACCACAGGAAGGUGCAAUCUUAGCAACAGUACAAUACAAGGUGCAGAAAUAGAUUAAAUUCUAAAGUCACUAAGCAGUGAGUGCAUGGAUACUCAAUUUGUUUAUUUUACAAUUACCUAGUCUCGUACAGUGAUUUAUGGCAAAUCAUUGAUAGUAGCACACAAUGAGAGUAUUCUAGAAUGUCGACUUCUCAAUAUCCUUCUCGAGCAACCUGGUAUAAAGUGACGAGAAAUUGUAAAGCA
Physcomitrium patens is the source of this 3351-nucleotide messenger RNA. RefSeq lists its product as uncharacterized. The record is from RefSeq and is a predicted model, not a curated record. NCBI's taxonomy places the organism in Eukaryota, Viridiplantae, Streptophyta, Bryopsida, Funariales, Funariaceae.